AUGACAAUAGAUAUUAAUCAACCUAAUAAGGUGAAACAUGUAGUUGAUGCAUUUACUGAUUCAUCAUGUGAAUUAGUAACUUUAAAGAAGAAGAAGAAGAUAUUAACCAAGAAGAAUAAGAAUAUUCAAAAGAGAUUUAUUGUAAGUCAACAACAAUAUAAUAAAUGUUUUCAGAAUUAUUAUCAUGGAUUUAAAUAUUUAAUGAGUAAUCCAAUAUAUGUUUCUAAUAUUAAACCUUCUGUAAAUCAUUGGCAAUUAAGAGAUUUAUUAAAAUUUAAUGAUGAUGAUGAUUUAUUAUAUUAUACAAGAGAUGAUUCUAUUUAUUAUUAUGAUUUAAAUAAACAACAUACUAAAGAGUAUAUUAAAUUGAAUUAUUAUCCCAGAUGUUUUAAUCAUUAUAAAGAUGUAUUGGUUACUGGUGGGUUAUUAACUUCUUCAUCAAAAUUAUUUUCAUUAAAUUUAGAUAAUUUAACAGCUACUGGUACUACUAAUAAUAAUGGUAUUCCAUCCAAGAGGAUUGCUAAGGGGUUAUUUUCAUUUUAUAAUCCAAAUUUAAAUAUUUCCAAAACGGUUAAAUUAGGUGAAAUGAUUAAUAAUGAUGUUACAAUUUAUCCUAAUUCAUCAAAUUCAUUUAUAUCAUAUGUUUGUAAUAAUGAUACUCAUUUAUAUUGUCUUGAUAUUAAUAAUAAUUCAAAUAUUAAAGUUACAAAUAAAAUAAAUUGUGAAGUUAAUACUUGUUUAAAUAAUGUGGUUAAAAAUCCAAAAUCAAAUAAUAUAUUAACGGCAACCGGUGAUUCUUCUUCAAUCUUUUUAAUUGAUCCCAAUCAAUCAGGUAAUAAACCUAUAAUAAAAACAAUCAAAUCUGGUCAUGAAAGUGGAUUUGGUGUUGCUUAUCAUCCCAAUGGAAUAUUAUUUUCAACCGUUUUCCAAGAUGGGAUAUGUCAAAUUUAUGAUUUACGUAAUUUAUCCGAGAAAUUAAUUGAAAUUAAAUCAACAAGACAAGGUCAUCAAUCCGGAGCAUUUAGAGUUUGUAAAUUUUCACCAGAAAAUGAUAUGAAUGAUUUAUUAAUCAUUUCUGAACAUGUUGGAAGAGUUCAUUUAAUUGAUUUAAGAAAUUUGGAUUAUAAUAAUGUUGAUGAUCAUCAAGUGAUUGUUGUACCGGUUGGAUUAGAUCAAUUUGCUGAUUUUAAAUCCUCGAUUCAAAAUCCUCAUACAAGAACAAGAGGAGAAAGAUUUGAUCAAUAUUCAUUACAUCAAGAUGACAAUAGUCAUCAUCGUGAUAAUCAUCAUCAGGAUGACUUACAAGAGCAAGACAAUAAAAAUAAAAUCAAUAAACCAAGACAAAAAUAUCCAAUUGAUGUAUAUCCAAAUAAUAAUAAUAAUAUUAUGAAUAAUGCCAAUAAUAUUUCAUUCACAGCACCAAUAGUUUAUGAUUAUGAUUAUUUAACAAAUAUUAAUCCUAAAUUAUUUAAAGAUUUUGCAUAUAUACCUCCACCACCUCCACCUCCACAAUUUUCACCAACUUCGCAUAAUAAUGAUAAUGAUUAUUCAUUACCACCAAAAUUAAACUAUCCUCAAUGGGAUCCAGCAACCAGCAGUAGUAGUAGUUCUACAGCUGAACAUCAUGUCUCUCCCACAUCAUCAGCCAGACCUUCAAUUACAGGAAUACACACCAAUCCUAGCUAUGCAUAUCCAACAACAACAACAACCCAGGCAUCAUAUUCUUAUCCUAGGGGUAAUAGUACUGAUUUCCAAGCUCCCAUGAUUGUUUCAUCAAGUCUUUCACAAGAUUCUUCAUAUACUUAUAAUAAUUAUUGUGAUGAUUCUUAUCAACAAUGUACAAAUCAUAUACAUGGAGAAAUGGAAUUACUGGGGAUUGAAUUUGUUGAUCCUAAAUAUACUAAUAAUUCAAAGAUUAUUAUUGGAUGUCAAGAUGCGGGGAUUUUGAUGUGGGAUAUUAAUGGGAUUUCAAGAAGAAGUUUUGGGAAUUUUGAUUAUGUUUGA
This is a messenger RNA of Hemisphaericaspora subhashii, 2004 nucleotides long. RefSeq lists its product as uncharacterized. The coding region runs from base 1 to 2004 and encodes 667 amino acids. Lineage: Eukaryota; Fungi; Ascomycota; Pichiomycetes; Serinales; Debaryomycetaceae. The record is from RefSeq and is a predicted model, not a curated record. The transcript has a single exon. Gene Ontology annotation, molecular function: protein binding.